Molecule: messenger RNA, 5284 nt
Organism: Homarus americanus (American lobster)
Lineage: Eukaryota; Metazoa; Arthropoda; Malacostraca; Decapoda; Nephropidae
Gene: pns
Product: DENN domain-containing protein 5B-like
Exons: 23
Coding region: 84-4217 (1377 amino acids)
Molecular function (GO): small GTPase binding; guanyl-nucleotide exchange factor activity
Source: RefSeq, a predicted model, not a curated record
ACAAGCAUUACCUUAGUGCAGUGAUGUUCGCCCUGUGCUGGGUGUUGUUACAAUGUUGUGGGUAGUGCUUGAAUGACAGUAAAAUGACGUCAUCUAACCAACGAGAGAGCCAGAGGCUCUUUGACUACUUUUCUAUCAUUGGAUUAAGUCCUGAUGGAGGACUGGAACCUGACCGUUUGCAAGGAGGGGCGGUGGUGGUGCCGCCGCUGGAGAGGAGCUACAAGGCGCGGGUGUUAGGUCACUACCCCGACCAGACCCCCACCGCUAUGCCCUUCGACCACCACGCUGUCCAGAUGCUGUGUCUACCACGGGGUUUACAGUUCCGCACUCAGAAGCAUGUUUUGGAACCCAAGUUCCAUCCAUUUCUCGUUACCAAGGGAGAUGGCUCUCGUGCACACGGCUUUGCAUAUGUCUUCUAUGAAGAAGUUAACUCAAAGCAGAUUUGUACUGCUAUGCACACACUCCAGUCUGUAUACCUGACGGAGAUGUCCAGUAGUCAUGCUAAGGCCUCAUCUGGAGCAACACCAAAUAGCCGGGACACCAGAUCCCUUCCUCGCCAGUUCCGCCUCUCGGCACCCAAAUCACCAGCAGCUCUUCACUUCUAUGAUAUAACUAAAGAUCAACUAUAUGUGGCCAAAUGUAUUGCCCUAGUUGGUCAACACCCAUAUGUUUAUGCUGCGAGAAAAUUUCUCAAAGGGUUGUAUAGGUUCUUCAUACAGUGUGAAAGUAGUGGUGUAAGCCUAGAGUCACAUGUCUACAACUUAUUGUAUGAGGUACCAGCACCACCCCCUGGUCGCUGUGUGGCGUUCUCCUGUGUAGGAAAGACACACAUUUGUCACCGUCCCACAAGUCAUGAACUCCCUCUAUAUGAGUAUUCAUUACGUGAGUUCUUCUCAUGCCUCGGAGUGGAAUAUGUUGUUCAGCUACUUACAUGUGUGCUACUGGAAAACCAGGUUAUAUUGGUCUCUUGUGAUUACAACAAACUCAUGCUGGUUGCAGAGAGUAUAGGCACUGUCAUAUUUCCAUUCGUGUGGCAACAUGUGUAUGUGCCAAUAUUACCUGCAUCUCUUCACCACUUCCUUGAUGCCCCUGUGCCUUUCAUUAUGGGUCUUCAGUGCUCUCAAGACUCCAGAGAUACCAUACAAAUCCCAAAUGAAGCCAAUCUGUGUCUGGUAGAUGUUGACGAAGGCACAGUAGAGGUCCCUGAAGAUCUUCCUCAGUUUCCCCACCGUUCAGACUUCAUUCAGGAGUUAACACAGUUGCUUUUGAAGUGGGAGGUUCCAACUGGUAAACUGGAUAGAAAUCUAAAUGAGCACCAUAGUCAGUACAAAUACAGGAGGAGACGAAAGUACUCAUGGUCCCAUGACUCGGAUUCAGGUGUGUCAAGUACAGAAGGCUCCAUUAGUGGCUCCCAUUCCUCCAUCACUUCCCUUCCACCCUCCACAAUGUCCUCCAUUUCCCCUUUACAAGGUCCUCCAAAUUCCACAAGAAGUCAGCAUUUUGACCCCUUUCCUCAAUCCCCACACCUCAAGGAGAUCACUGCAAUUGUCAAGAAAGCUGGUGUGUAUGACUCUGAUGAAGUUGACAGAAUCAAAAGAGAGAGAGACAGUGAGAUGAUGGAAGAGCUCAAGUUCAAUAAUGCUGUUCGGGAGGUUUUCCUUAAUAGAUUUGUCCACAUGUUCUGUGCUUAUGACCAUUUUGUCAUCCAGCCUAAUUGUCAGGAAACUGACAUGGAACAGUGGUUGAGUUGUCGAGAGUCAGUGCAGAACUUUGACAAAGCAACGUUUCUCUCUGAUCAACCAGAAGUCCAUCUACCAUUCCUCUCACGUUUUAUUGAGUCACAGAUGUUUGCCACACUUGUUGAUCAUAAAAUCCUAUCCAACUGGGGCAAACAUGACCCUAACCUCCGCAUAUUUGAUGUACGCAUUAGGUUACUCAGGGACAGAUAUGAUGAUAGUUUAGUGCGCACACCAUCAUAUGAGACAUGCACAACCGUUAGAGAAACCGAGCAAAUCUUGGAGAAGCGUCUGUCUCACAUAGAUUACCGAGCACCAGCCCCACAACCCAUGGACCCUCAGGCAGAGUCCUGUACUCAGUUCAACCCAGGUCAUUUCCCUCUAUUGGACAGAAUAGCACUUAAUAAGGAACCUCACAAAAGCAAAAAGCGGAGUUGUCACGCUUGGCGGAGACGAGAGAGACAAGAAAGACAUUUAGAACACACUGGACUCUCAGGUGACCAGCGUGACCGAGUGAUGCAUGAAGCCAAGUCCAAACUACAACCAAAGCUGGCAGAUAUGUCACCUGCACAUAUGGCCCAAACUAAUUGGAAAUUUGUUGAACAACUCUUAAAGGAAUGCAAAACUCGUACCAAACGAAUGUUGGUUGAGAAGAUGGGGUCAGAGGCAGUAGAGCUUGGUCAUGGAGAGGGUAGUUUGGUGGGUGUGGAGGAGAACACACUUAUCGCCUCAUUGUGUGACCUUCUUGAACGUGUUUGGGCGCAUGGACUUCAAAGCAAACAGGGUAAAUCGGCCCUGUGGUCUCACUUGCUCAACUUCCAGGAGUUAGAGGAGUGUAAUGACUCUUCCAAACCUGUGAACCCCAACUUCCUCUCACCAGUUCCUCAAAAUACCACACCAAAGAUUAGCAGUUUGUCACCAUUGUCGGAGAUUGUCUUAUCCCUUAAAACGGGUAACAUUAGUGGUCUUGGGUUUCUGGCUUCCCAGUUAGCAAAUAAUUUUGACCUCUCAACAAUGGCUCUGGAGACUGAAAGUGCACCAGCUUCACCAACAAAGUCUCCAAGCAAUACAAAUAGUCUGCGAAAAAAAUCUCUACAAGAACGGUGGCCCAGUGACCGUAGCAUUGACCGCCGAUCACGUCCAUCUGACCCUGGUGUUCCUACCUUACGUCCACUCCCUAUAUCAGUUACUUUUGAUAUGCGUAAUGUGCUGGCAAUGACAGAAAUCAAGACACAAAUUGGGUAUGCACGGGCCUGGGUGAGACUCUCCUUGGAGAAGAAGGUUCUAUCUAAACAUCUGACGACUCUCUUGGGCGAUUCUGAGUUACUAAGAAGUUUAUACAAGCGCUAUGCCUUCCUCCGGUGUGAUGAUGAGAAGGAACAGUUCUUGUCCUAUUUGCUCUCUCUGAAUGCUGUUGACUACUUCUGUUUCACAAACACUUAUGCAUCCACAAUUGUGCCAUAUCGAGUGGUAGUAUUUCCUUCACGUAAGUUGAGUGGAGCGAGCACCUCGGCUAAUGCCUGGGUCAGCCUUGGCGGUACUCUUGGUCAAACUUCUAACAUUCCUGUUCCAAGAAGCCAGGUCGAACUCGUCUUUCAGCACAAAAAUCUGGGCUUAUUGACAACAUUAAGGAUUGGCCAUGACAAUACAGGCAUGUCUCCAAAAUGGAUGGUGGAACACGUGCUGGUCAGGAAUGAAGUCACCGGACACACCUGGAAGUUCCCUUGUGGACGUUGGCUCGGUCGUGGAAUCGAUGACGGGUCUUUAGAACGAAUUCUUGUCGGAGAGUUGGUUCCGUCCCAUAUUACUUCAGACGAUUUGGUAGAAUCAUGUCGAACACCUCCACGAUGCAGAUCCCCAAAUGUUCCUGGCCCAAGACGUGCAGAUCUGAGACUUACAGUUCCUGAUAUACAACAACACCUUGGUGACUCUGUCAAUAGUUUGGUGAAGUACUUCUACAAGCCAGAGAAGGAACGGGGGAGCCUAACACUCCUGCUGUGUGGAGACUUUGGCCUCGUCUGUUGCCUUGAACAAGUUUUCUCUUAUGGCUUUAAAUCCACACGUUUUUUUGGCAAGAACCUAUAUCUCUGGGACUAUUUUGAAAGAGUACAACAACAUUUUGAAGUGGUCUUGCGCGAAGAAAUGGAAAGAGAACAAUUGACUGGUAUUGCAAGAGAUAGUCGGGAUCAUGGAUUAGCAAGCAUGGCCGAGUUUGUGUCUCUGGUGUCUCGUAUCAAUGCUUCCUCCACACAUCUUGGCAAAGAUGACAAAUUCCAGUUAUUUGUUUGUCUUGCAGCCAGAGCACACCUCUUACCACGCAUCUUGUUACCCCUUCAACGCUCUCCAGUUACAAGUCAUAUGUAUGAUGACUCUUCCUUUCUCAGAGACCCACAGCUAGUCCGAGAUCUCAUUAAUGUUUUGUCUGCUCUUAAUGAUUUUGAGAUUACACUUGAGAGCUCUCUGACUCGUGGGAUAGAUUAGAAAUUUAUGAUAGGACACUCCAAAGAAAUUUUGUGCCAUUGUAAUAUAGGCUUUCCAGAUUAUGGGGUCUUGCUGAUGUAGGGAAUACAUGUGGCCUAUUGUUUACAUCAGUGUUCUUAUAAGGGAAUAAUUUUAUAUUUGACACAUGCACAAAAUGUUGUUCCGAGGUUGCAUACGGGAGAAAUCCAUUUUAGAGAAUUUUUAACAGUACGUAUACAUAAAAGAGAGGAUGGUUUCAUAUACUUUUAACAGCUUUAUGUGUAAUGUGUAUACUUAAAGUAGCUCUGCUGUGUGUGAAAAAAAAAAUUCACUGAAAACACCAAAUAAUGACCAUAUCAAUGUCCACUCCUUUUUUAUGGUUGAUUUUAACUAUAAUUUCAUGGUUACAAUUAUGUAUACCUUUUACAAUUCCUGCAUAUUCUUUUUUGCCAUAAUAAAUGCAGUAUCCCUUCAAUUUUCAUUAAUGGGAAAUGGCAGGUGGCACUUAUUUUUUUGUUUUCUGUACUGUCAGAGCAGUUCAUUACAUUAUAUUUCCUCAAUAUGAAGAGCUCUCAAAGUUGCAGGUACAAAAUACUCAUUCAUCCUUGCUAUUACGUUUAUUAAUGUUAUUUUAUAAUGCUUGCACAAUUUUUGAGCAAAGUGUUUUAAUACUCAACCAAAUACAGGUAUUUGAAUAAUACUUGUGAUACUGUAUAUAUUUAUGGAAAUAAAUGAGUUUAUAUUUUCUUCAGCAUUUAUUACUGAUAUAAAAUUUUAAUUGAACAUUUAAUAAUUUAUUAGAUUGUAGUUUGAGUAUUGGUCACUAGUUUUUAAAAUUGUAAAUUAGUAUACGAGUAUUUGCUCUUGAUAAAAAAUACAGUAAAUCCCCGAUAAAAUGGACUAAUGGGGAGUCAGGCCUGUCCGUUAAAGCUAAAAGUCCGUUAUAUCCACAUUUGGAAUAAUAAUGGACUCGGUCUGUUAUAUAUCAACAUAGUCCAAAGUGACUAUGUGAGUCACUUUUCACUACUAACACCCCACCACCAACAACACACUCCACCAACACUCCCCACCACCACUCACCACCAACA